Carassius auratus (goldfish) is the source of this 1874-nucleotide messenger RNA. RefSeq names its product gastrula zinc finger protein XlCGF8.2DB-like. The coding region runs from base 159 to 1274 and encodes 371 amino acids. The record is from RefSeq and is a predicted model, not a curated record. The transcript is spliced from 4 exons. Lineage: Eukaryota; Metazoa; Chordata; Actinopteri; Cypriniformes; Cyprinidae.
CGAUUCGGCUCAAGAAAGAGAAAAUCCUGAAGUGACUGGGAACCUCGUGAAACAUUGAUACUGAGCUAGUUUGAUGACUACUGAACUAGGGAGCUGACUACUGAACUGAGAAAGUCCUGCUGAAGCGACUGAGAUCCUUGUGACAAACUGAAAUAAAGAUGGCGUUUAUUAAAGAGGAGAGUGAAGACUUCAGAAUUGAAGAAGUGUUCAGUCUGAAACAAGAAGAGACGGAGGAACAAACAGACCUGUUGGUGCUGAAAGAGGAGAAUCAAGAUCUGAAUGAAAUGGAACAAACAGAUCAGUAUGAGAAAAAACAUGCUUUAAUAACUGGUAAAAAAUCCACACAGACUAAAACAACAUCUUUACGAAAAAGCGCUCCGAAAACUAAAUCUAAAUCUACCAGCUCUUUCACCUGCCAUCACUGUGGAAGGAGUUGCGGUGAAAAACGAAAACUUCAAAUGCACAUGAGAGUUCACACUGGAGAGAGACCAUUUCCCUGCCAACAGUGUGAAAAGAGGUUCACUCAACAAGGGGCCCUUAACAGGCACAUGAGAACUCACACAGGAGAGAAGCCUUACACAUGCCAACAGUGUGGAAACAGUUUCAAUCAAAAAGGACACCUUAAAAAUCACAUGAGAAUUCACACAGGAGAGAAGCCUUACACUUGCCAACAGUGUGGAAGCAGUUUCGCACAAAAACCACACCUUAAAAAUCACAUGAGAACUCACUUGGGAGAGAAGCCUUUCACCUGUCAGCAGUGUGGAAAGAGUUAUACACAGAAAAGCACCCUUCGUUCCCACAUGAGCAUUCACACUGGAGAGAAGCCUUAUACAUGUGAACAGUGUGGAAAGAAGUUCCCUGGAAAACGGAACCUUAAAAUCCACAUGAGAGUUCACACUCAAGAGAAGCCUUACCCUUGCAAGUAUUGUGGGAAGAGUUUUACACAUAUGUGCACCCGUAAUUACCACAUGAGAGUUCACACUGGACCAAAGCUGUACACAUGUGAUCGUUGUGGAAAGACACUCACAACAGAAUUUAGCCUUAAGUGUCACAAGAUUAGGCACACUGGAAAGAAACCCUUCAAAUGUGAUCAGUGUGGAAGGCGUUUCAUACGGAAGUUAAGCCUUAAUUACCACAUGAAGACUCAUUCGGCAGAGAAAUGCUGUAAAUGUGCUCAGUGUGGAAAGAGUUUCAGUCAUCGAGGUAGCCUCAAUUCUCACAUUAAAAAACAACACACUCAAGAGAAGCCUGUAGGAAGAGCUUCUCACAAAUAGAAAAUCUUAAGAUUCACAUGAAAUAUGUGUGGAAUCAUUAACAAACUUGUAUGAGAUUUCACUCAGGGGAAAACUAUUAUGCCAUCAUUGUGCAAAAUGUUUAUCAGUCAAGAGGAAACCUGAAGAGGAGACCAGGAAACCAGACUGGAGAGAGACCUUUCAAGAUCAUCCUGGAAAUAAAGUGUGACUGACAAAGCUUACGUAAAUAAGCUAUUUUAAAAAUAAUCCAACAUGUUCACUCUGUAGAAAGGCCUGUUAACUUUGAUCAAUAGAAGUCAUGAAAGUGAGACUGAUUUUUUGUGGUUGUGGAGAAUAACCAUAUAAUUCAAACAGUUCCAGAAAAUAGGUAUGUUUGAAAUUAAGACUAUGCUCACACCACAGCUGAAUGUAUAUACAUAUAUAUGAUCUCCUGUAUCCACAUCCGACUGUCUAUCAGUUUUAAAAAUUGUAGUAAACAAUCUAAUUUCGAUUUUGAUUGUUUGGUGUCAUUGUGCCAUUCCGUUUACUGGUAACUUUUCAAAAUGUUUCAUUUCUGCCUUAUGCCACAAUGAUGUAACUAAAUGAUUAUAAAUAAAAUGGAGAACUGCAUGAAGUAAUGAA